Molecule: messenger RNA, 2718 nt
Organism: Acipenser ruthenus (sterlet)
Lineage: Eukaryota; Metazoa; Chordata; Actinopteri; Acipenseriformes; Acipenseridae
Exons: 3
Coding region: 587-1264 (225 amino acids)
Source: RefSeq, a predicted model, not a curated record
ACCCCAACACCCUGGAAGAAGCUGUGAAACUGGCUGAGGAUUUCGAAGACUCCCUGGUCCCUGCCAAAACCAGCCUACUUACUGUUCCAGUCCAAUGGAGCAGCCGAGCACCACCUCCUCUCUCCACUCCACUAGCCCCGGGACCUGGAUCAAGACCAUCCAGACCGCCGACCCCAAUGGGCAAUCUUACCUCCUCUUCAUGGAGGCCAAGGUUGGCCCCCAGCUGGGGUAGAUUUGCUUCCCCUGCCCCGUUGCCACAACAGCAACAGGACAGAUAUUUAACCACUGCUCCCUCUGUCUCCCCUACCUGUUUUAGAUGCCACCAACCGGGACACCAGGCCAGGUAACGCCCAUCUGUGAUGGAGUGUGAUGUGGUGCCUUGCAAUUGGCCAUCAGAAGCGGAAAAAAAAAGACAUAUCGAAAAAUGGGAGGGAGCAUCAACGAGAUGAGGCUGGGAUCUGGUGGGAGAAUGCCCGGAUGGUAACAAACGACAAUCAAAGGGAGUUGGUACGCAGUGUGACCGAGAAGCCGAGGUUACUGGGCCAUCCAGGUUGAGGCUACUCCAGCCCCUCUCAAUAUACCAGACAUGUGGACCUCAAGCACAGACCUAGCAUGGGGCCAAAGCAACAACCCCUCGCUGGUGCACGCUUGGGAACAGGCCCGGUCUAUUGAAGCCAUGAACCUUGAAUUAACCCUGGACCCCUGCCUCUCCUACUCCCAGCACAUCUUCACUCUAGCACGCACCUGCCGAUUCUUCCUGAGCAACAUACGAAGAAUCCAACCCUUCCUCACCAACUACUCCACGCAACUCCUCGCCCACCUAGACUACUGCAACUCCCUCCUGGCCGGCCUCCCUGCGUCCGCCACCCUUCUGCUCCAGCUCAUCCAGAACUCCGCUGCUCGCCUGCUGUUCUCUCUGCUUCGCUUCUCCCACGCUACUCCACUGCUCCGCUCACUCCACUGGCUCCCGAUCACCGCUCGCAUCCAGUUCAAGACUCUUGUACUUGCCUACCGAUGCCUUGACCAGACUGCACCCAGCUACCUCCAGACGCUCAUCUCUCCCUACACCCCCACCCGACCUCUCCGCUCCUCCUGCACUAGAAGACUGGCUGUACCUCCUCUACACUCCCCUGCCUCCAGAGCCCGCUCCUUCUCCACCCUCGCCCGGCAGUGGUGGAACGACCUUUCUACGAAUGUCAGGACUGCCCAGUCCCUGACCACCUUCCAGCGCCUCCUCAAGCACCUCUUCAGACAACACCUGUAAAACUCAACUCUUCUCUUCUAAAUAAAACUUUCUGCCUUUAAUGCACUUGCUUCUUGUCUUGUACGGAGAUAGUAUUAUCAAUGUAAUUGUAGAUUCAGAGACACCAGAUCUUUUGAAAAUGGGUAUGGAGUUGUGUAUUUUUAAUAAAUAUAUAAUAGCGCUAAUAAACAUAUUGAUAAACAAUAUCACAUUUGCCAACUUAUCCAGAGUAGCCGACUGAGCUGGUGACGUACAGAAUACGAUAUGAGAGAGAACAGAUUUUAUUGUGUAUGUUAUUUGUCCUUUUAUACUUCAAACAAAUAUGUUACAAAGUUGCGAAAAGUUGUCGAACUGUAAGAACAUAAGAAAGUUCACAAAUGAGAGGAGGCCAUUCGGCCCAUCUUGCUUGUUUGGUUGUUAGUAGCUUAUUGAUCCCAGAAUCUCAUCAAGCAGCUUCUUGAAGGAUCCCAGGGUGUCGGCUUCAACAACAUUACUGGGGAGUUGGUUCCAGACCCUCACAAUUCUCUGUGUAAAAAAGUGCCUCCUGUUUUCUGUUUGGAAUGCCCCUUUAUCUAAUCUCCAUUUGUGACUCCUGGUCCUUGUUUCUUUUUUCAGGUCGAAAAAGUCCCCUGGGUCAACAUUGUCAAUACCUUUUAGAAUUCUGAAUGUUUGAAUCAGAUCACCUCAUAAGUCUUCUUUGUUCAAGGCUGAACAGAUUCAGUUCUUUGAGCCUGUCUGCAUACGACAUGUAUUUUAACCCGGGGUAAUUCUGGUCGCUCUUCUUUGCACUCUUUCUAGAGCAGCAAUAUCCUUUUUGUAACGAGGUGACCAGAACUGAACACAAUAUUCUAGGUGAGGUCUUACUAAUCCAUUGUAAAGUUUUAACAUUACUUCCCUUGAUUUAAAUUCAACACAAAUCAAGGGAAGUAAUGUAUUUGAAAGUGUAUCCAUUAAUAUAUUCAUAUUUAUAAAUAUGUACAGUUGCAGGCUAGCUGCUUUCUGCAUUUUAAUGUAACAACAUGCUAGCUCCUAAUUAGUCAGUUAAAAAUAACUAAACCUUCGUCCCAAUAAGCUUUCAGCUCACACAGGUCAACCACAGCAGCAACCUUUCUAUUAUUAGUAUCAUAAAAAAAUCAGUAAGCAAGGUAUCCACCUUCAUCAAACGUCUAUCCACCAAGGUAUCCACCUUCAUCAUUUUCGGGGCUCAGGCUGAGGUUACUAACAUGCAUCACUGUAAAAAAACAAUUGUUCAUUGGUUAAGUAAUGUAAAUAAUGUGGUUUUGGUGUAUUGUGUAAAUAAAAUUUCAUUAUUUUGAACUUAAGUUUGGCAGGGAUGGGGUUAAGAGUUUAAAUGUUUUUGUUUCGAUGAUUUGUUUUUGUUUAAACCUUUUAUUUGAACCUUGCUUUUGUUCUUGUGUUUUGUUUGCUCCUCUGUUUAUUUUGGUCCCUGUUUGUUUGUGUUAAUUAAAGUGUGU